This is a messenger RNA of Eublepharis macularius, 3590 nucleotides long. RefSeq names its product DnaJ heat shock protein family (Hsp40) member C14 (gene DNAJC14). Gene Ontology annotation, molecular function: dopamine receptor binding. The transcript is spliced from 7 exons. NCBI's taxonomy places the organism in Eukaryota, Metazoa, Chordata, Lepidosauria, Squamata, Eublepharidae. Bases 369 to 2318 code for a protein of 649 amino acids. The record is from RefSeq and is a predicted model, not a curated record.
CAUAGGCGGACGGAAGGCGGAAGUGGAGGCUUCGAGACGGGCCGCAGGGGCCGCGGGAGGGGGAGCAGCGCCCCCUCUCGUUGCCAGGGCAACGGGGCCAGGUUGACAGAUUGGGGAUGGCUGUAACUUAAUCCUUCUCAAGGCCAGAGUAAUCCUGGCGCCACGGCACCAUGGAGAACCCCCGGUCUAGAGGGCUGCGUGAAUCCAAACCAGACCGUUUUGGCUUGGCCAGGAGUGUUCCAGACAUUGGCGGCCCUUGUGGGACUGAGAAAUGCUCAUUCGCAGGUGGGGAUGCAAGAAGCGGCUUGCUCACUGGUGUCUAGAACUCUCAAGGGUGCUCUGGUUCCAAAGUCUGGCCCAGAAGAGAGAUGCCAGUUUUGGAAGCAAUGGGAACUAGUGGGCUGGCUCCUAAAAAGACUGAGACUUCGGGUGGGGAGGGAAGUACUAAGGAAACAGAAACUUCUUGGAAAGGAAGUGGUGACCAAGAUAAUGGUGGUUUGCACUUUACUGGCGACAGUGCCCCUGGCGAUGAAGCUGGCUCUUGUAACUGCCUGGGAGAGACCUCUGAUCCAUCUGGAACUUAUUCAGAGACGGGGAAUCAUUUAUGUGACUUCACUUGCCAGCAUUGGGCUUCGGGCUCCACGGAGAAGACGACAUCAAAGUUACUGCAAGGCGAGGAGGAAGAUGUCAGAGAUGACACGGCAUCAAAGGCCAGGGAGGAGCUUCCUGACUGUGUUAAGGCUCCUGGGGGAAGGAAGAUUACUCGGCAGCAGAGACACCGGUCUGCAGCAAAAGACAAGGGGGAAGGACGAUUUGCACUGCCCGGAGGGAAACAUAGGCAAAGUAGGAAGAGAAACGAUGGUGGGAGGUCCCGUGUCCGAGCGGAGCUGCUCAAGCUCUUGGAGGGGUUGGCCUCUUUCUGCAUUGCCUGCUUCAAGUUAUUCAUCCAGUUGAUUGUGCAGGUCACCCACAGGUGUGGUGAGGGUGUGGAAGCUGGUGGGAAGUUCCUCUACUCCUGUUGUUCCUUCAACCAGUGUGACAUAGACACCAUCCAGACUGGCAUGAAGAGUUGGAUCCAGCAUGCUAAACUGAGUUACAGGAAACUGAUGCGCCAUCUAGCCUCAUGGGCCAGCCUGACUUACCACCUGCUGAAGAUGCUCUGUGCUGUGCUUUUUCUGGUGCUCAUGCUUAUCUUGGGGAGCCUGAGACUCUGCUGGCAGGUCUCCAAGUCAGCCCUUAGCAGUGUCUUGGGUAGAUUAGCUCACACUAGCCAUGGGGCCUGGCUUCUCUCAGCUCUUGACUUGCCCAGAGUUUGGGCUUUCUUCAAAGAGAGCAGGACUUACGUGUGGGUGGCAAGUCUGUUGCAUAAGUGGCAUGCCCUCCUUUGGACGCCCAAGGGAUUAAGGACCAACCAGCCAGGGGACACUACUUUCAUUGGGUCUUCUGGCGAAUCUGGGCAGUACCAGCCUGGAGAAGUGGUGGCACGUUUGCUGGCUAUGGCACAUACUCCUGAAGAAGAGCUGAAUCCUUUCCAGGUGUUAGGCUUAGAAGCAACAGCAUCAGAUGCUGAGUUGAAGAGAGCGUAUCGGCAACUGGCUGUACUGGUUCAUCCGGACAAGAAUAAGCACCCGCGGGCAGAGGAGGCCUUCAAGGUACUACGGGCAGCCUGGGAUAUCGUCAGCAAUCCCGAGAGGAGGAAGGAAUAUGAAAUUAAGCGCAUGGCAGAAACAGAACUGACCAAGUCAAUGAACGAGUUCCUUUCCAAACUGCAGGAUGACCUGAAAGAAGCCAUGAACACGAUGAUGUGUAACAAGUGCCAGGGGAAGCACAGGAGGUUUGAGAUGGACCGUGAUCCACUGAAUGCCCGUUACUGUGCAGAGUGUAGCAAGUUCCAUGCAGCUGAGGAGGGUGACUUCUGGGCUGAAUCCAGCAUGCUCGGGCUGAAGAUCACAUAUUUUGCCCUGAUGGAUGGGAAGGUUUAUGACAUCACAGAAUGGGCUGGCUGCCAGCGAGUGUCAAUCUCCCCAGAUACUCAUCGGGUUCCGUAUCACAUAUCUUUUGGCUCAAGGGGCUCUGGAGGACGACAGAGAGCCGCUUCGGAUGGCAGUCCUGCAUCCGCUGCAGACCUACAAGACUUUUUCAGCCGCAUCUUUCAAGGAAAUCCUGGACAGAUGCCGAACGGGAACCUUUUCAGCACCCCCCAGCCACCAUCCUCAGGGGGCGUGCCAACUCCUCCAUCAAAGGCCGACACUGCUUCCCAGAAGGGAGAUUCAAAACAAAAACGGCGGAAAAAAGUGCGACGCCCCUUCCAGCGCUGACGGCGCAAGGCUCAGUGAAAUCUCCCAGGCCUGUGUGGAUGUUGGGCCUUUCAUCAGGUAGAAAAAGGGCUGUUUCGAAAGGGGAAAAGUAUGUUUUCGUUAGUGUCAAAAAUCCAGAUGAUUCAGGAACCUCUGGACGAAUCAAUAAUCCAGUAACUUCCAGCUGGAAAAAGACACUUUCUUCUCUCCCGUAAACGUUGACACAGAUCCUGUGAUACCAAAGAACUCCGGUGGAUGGCUUCCUGGAGGUGUCAUAAUGAAGGUGUGGGCUGGCCAGAUGCAGGUCAGCAGUGCGGCAUUUACUGAGCCAUGAGACCUCUUUGAGAUGACGUUCUCAACGGGAUGCUUCCACACUCGUCCAGCUUUCUCUUCAGCAGGUGUUUGACUAGAACCAGCGAGUAUUACCUGGUGGUCCAGCUUCUUCCUCAUGGAUGGAAUGGAACCUCUUCCCCUGUUUGCCCCACUUAUCCUGCUGUCAAAGACUUUCCAGAUGUCUUGAUGCUAAGAGAAAAGCCAAGACCUCCGAGGCAGCUUAGUUUGCCAGGAAAGAAUUUGGUUUGACUGGUGGUAAUUUGAUGAUGUCCCCGUGCCUCGUUGCUGUGCAAGAUCAGCAAUAGUCCUCUUUCCACAUGGUGGAUGCUCUGCCAGUUGAACUAGAAAAAGUGAAAAAAUGAAGCAUACUUCAUGCUAAAAAAAAAAUAAAGUGGAUUGCGCAGUGAGCAAAGGACCCCCAGCAAGACUCCAAGCGUAAUAAAGUUAAGAGGAGACGCACCCUUGUUCCUGUUGUGCAGACCCUGCACAAACCCAGUGCAGAUACGAUGAUGCCAAAGCAGCUCUCCCCUCCUGCUUUGAAGCCCAGAUGCUCCCUGGUUCUGUUGCGAGGCUGUCGAGAAGGUGCUUUUCACCUUUCCCACAACUAAAGGGCAAACGACCGUUCGGGCUCUGAACACAAAGUGACUCUUUCCGACAGAUCAGUUCCAAGUCUUUUGUCUUUUCUAAGGCGCUUGAAUUGCUCUGCCCCAGUCCUGGAAAGCACCAGCUGCCUGCCUGGGCUGUCCCAGAGCUUUUUUUCCCCCCAUAGAGGCCAGAUCAAGCCAGUUAAGUAACUGGCAGUUUAGGCCCCAAGGGUUAGCAUGGAUGGUCAGCUCUGUAGCCGUCCAACCUGUUUUAUUGAAGGUUACUUUUUUAAAAGAAGUUAAUAUUUGUAUGUACAUACAUAUAUUUAAUACCAUGUGUAUUUCCCUUUCUAUAAAUAUAUAUAAAUGCCUUGGA